UUUCAAUCACAUUGUGCAAUAAUAUAUUGACGGAUUUUCGACAACACAAGAUCCAGUGUUCUUUUUAAAAUGGGUUGCGUGGUCAAUGUGUCAAGUACAGCAAGUCUCAAAACAUUUCCUUUGACAUUCAAUGUGUCGUAUGAAAUGUUUAAAGCAGCGUUAGACAAUUUCACAAGAGGGUUUUCAGCAGAAUGUGCUUCAUAUGGCGUUCGUGUUAACAGCAUCAAUCCAGGUGUUGUGAAAACGAGACUUGUUGAAAAUUCAAAAUACACAAAAGAGCAAUUUGAGAAGAUUAUGGAAAAUUUCAGUAAAAUUCACAAGCUUGGAUUUAUGGAACCAGAAACUAUAGCUGAUGGAAUAGUAUUUUUAUGUUCUUCGUCUCACAUUACUGGUAUAAUGCUGCCGGUAGACUCCGGAUCUUUGAACGCUUGAAAAUAACUAAUUUUCAAGUAGCAAAUAUAUACAUACCAUGUAUUAAAUAAAAUAU
Styela clava is the source of this 487-nucleotide messenger RNA. The record is from RefSeq and is a predicted model, not a curated record. Lineage: Eukaryota; Metazoa; Chordata; Ascidiacea; Stolidobranchia; Styelidae.